AUGAGCGAGUCUCUUACAUCCCGCUUUGCCAAGCUGAACCCCCUCGCCAAGGCGCGCCCGGGCGUUUACGAUGAGGACGCAGGCGAGGAGAUUGACAACACCACCGUCGCGGGCGGCGGCCACGGUGCUCGGCAGUCGUCCAACACCAAAAACCAACUGAAGAUCAGCCGCGCAAUCAAGUCGUUUCUUGUUCACGAGUACGUCGUAUCCGAGGAGGAUGCGGCUUUUGACUCCGACGAGCCGAGUGAGGCGCUGCGGGUACUCCUCGACAAGCCACACAUCCAAGUGCCACCAGAGGUGACCGACAGGUCACACCCACUUCCCGAAUACUAUAUCAGCUCAAGCCAUAAUACGUACCUGCUUGGCCACCAGCUUCGCGGGGAGUCUUCCGCUUCGGCGUAUGAGAUCGCACUCAGCACCGGUUCUCGCUGCGUUGAGAUCGACGCCUGGGAUGACGAGGCCAACAGAGAGGAACCCAAGGUCACUCACGGGUACACAUUGGUAUCUAACAUCCCGUUUCAUGCUGUCUGCGGGACGAUACGCGAUGUGGUCGACAGGGAAGCAGCGGAGUCAGUGAACAAGCAAGGCUACCGGGCCGCACCUAUCAUGCUAUCAUUGGAGAACCAUUGCGAUGCCCACGGGCAACUACGCCUUGCGCAGAUCAUGAGAGAAGUCUGGGGAGACCGCCUCUUGAGCAGAGCUGUCAGAGAGAUGGGCCACGAGGAGCAAGCAACUGGCUACGAGCAAGUACGCCUAGACGACCUUGGCUCCAAGAUUGUCGUCAUUGUGGAAUAUCACCUACCGGAAGAGGCCGAUAUCAGUGAUAGCAGCAGCGACAGCUCCAGCGACGAAGAGGAGGAGAAAAAGGAAGCCCGUGCUGCAUACAAGGCUAAGAAGAAGACGGCAGCGAAGGGUGCCAUCAUCCCCGAGCUCGCAGAACUGGGAGUCUAUGCUCAGUCUGUAAAGCCCAAGGAUAACUCCUGGUUCGAGGAUGUGCUGCCGAAUGGACCCCACCACCAUCUCAUCAAUGUAUCGGAGACGGGACUUGCUGCACAUAUGCCUGCCGCCAGCGAGAAGAUCGCUCGACAUAACUCCAAGUACCUCAUGCGGGUGUUCCCCAAGGGCACCCGAAUAUCGUCUAAGAACCUGCAGCAAGUGCCGUACUGGGGAAUCGGAGCACAGAUAUGUGCCAUGAACUGGCAAACAUUCGGCGCAAGUAUGCAGCUCAACGAGGCACUCUUCAGCGGCACCGAAGGAUAUGUGCGGAAGCCUGCACCUUUGCGAGCAGGAGGUGACGGCAAGCUCAAUACUGGGCGAAAGAGGAAGCUCAUCCUGCACGUCGCCGGUGCGUCAGGGGUCCCGGUCACCGAGGGCCACGACGAAGACGAGAUCAGGCCGUACGUCACCUGCUCGCUCGUGCACCCAGAUGACCUUAAUGGCGAGCACCAGAAGCGCAAGACGGCGCCCUACAAGCAGCACAAGCUCGGCUUCAUGCACCGUGGCGAUAAUCCACCGAGAACCGAUCCCAUCUGGGACGAGAAGCUGGAGUGGGAGUACGACGACAACGAGCUCGUGUUCCUGCGCAUGCUCAUCAAGAGCGACGUCAGCUUCGCCGCCAACCCGAUCUUUGCCGUCGCUGCGGUUCGCCUGCUGUACGUGACGCCUGAGUGGAGCUUCAUCCGCAUGCUGGACCUCAAGGGCCGGGAGACUAGGUGUUCUCUGCUUGUCAAGUUCUCCUUUGAGGACAUUUGA
Molecule: messenger RNA, 1752 nt
Organism: Anthostomella pinea
Lineage: Eukaryota; Fungi; Ascomycota; Sordariomycetes; Xylariales; Xylariaceae
Source: the annotation of a GenBank genome assembly